AUGCCUUUGAGUGUCUGGUUCCACGACAGCAAGGCAAUCUUUGCAAGCCUGCAAAAAGCGUGCGGCCCCUCGUCUUCAAUUGAGGGCGCCGUCUUGGACGUCUUGGCUCGACUUUGGCACCAGCCUGAAACUACGCAGGUUGAGACCACCCUCUCGUCACUUAGCAUAUCUGAGCCUCAGCCAUCAGAUAAUACGACACUCGCGCUGUACUCCAGUAGCAGCUGUGGGAGCAAUAGGGUCUCUUAUUAUACUGUCUCGUCAGACAAGGCAGCUGUUGGAGGCUGUAUUCCAUUCUCCAGCCAAGUCUAUGGCGUCCAAAUCGUGUCGCUGGGAAGUGGCUGUUCUGUCGAACUAUCCAUGUUUCCCGAUUUUGGUGGCUUCGCUUGCAGCUCAGACUGUGGAUACUCUGAAGCCAGCAGCGAAUGCUUGGCCGGAUUUGGAGGCUCUGGCUAUGGUUCUUUCAAGGUGUCUGGCGAUGAUUGUCGUCUCCCGGAAACAGCUCCAGAUAGCGUAGCUUCGAGUGCGACAUCCGCAUCGACACGAAUGUCCAGCGCCACGUCGACCACGAUAGCGGCAUGGACGUCCAUCGCAAGUGCUUUUUUGUCGACAGCUCGAGCUCCGACGACCGUUUCCAGUAGAACUUCAACCUCUGCGACAUCUGCCCAAGCAGCCGCCACGUCGACAGAAGCAGCAGGGGGCGGAGGUGGUCUGAGCAAAGGAGAGAUUGCUGGCAUCGUCGUUGGCGCACUGGGCGGUUUUUUUACACUCCUUGGAACAAUCGGCACCAUCUGGAUGUGCUGUCGUAGGAGGAUAUAG
Messenger RNA from Zasmidium cellare ATCC 36951, 816 nucleotides. RefSeq lists its product as uncharacterized. The transcript is spliced from 3 exons. Bases 1 to 816 code for a protein of 271 amino acids. The record is from RefSeq and is a predicted model, not a curated record. NCBI's taxonomy places the organism in Eukaryota, Fungi, Ascomycota, Dothideomycetes, Mycosphaerellales, Mycosphaerellaceae.